Molecule: messenger RNA, 1133 nt
Organism: Cherax quadricarinatus
Lineage: Eukaryota; Metazoa; Arthropoda; Malacostraca; Decapoda; Parastacidae
Source: RefSeq, a predicted model, not a curated record
GGGAUUUUGGGGCUGGCAUUCUCAGCAUUAGCUCAGCCUCAAGGAGUAGUUGUUCCUUGGUUUGAUGGACUUGUUACUCAGAACCAGAACCUUACUGCUAAUGUUUUUACUCUUGAGCUGUGUGGACCAUCUAUGAAGGAGGGUGCAUAUCACCACUUUGGACGAUUCUUUAUUGGAAAUGCUAGAGGUGGGUGUCCAUCACCAGUUGUGAGCAGCCCCAUCAGACGAGCAUGGUUUUAUGAAGUAUUAGUGGUGGCAGUAGGUGUUGGGGACAGAGUGCUGAACUUGCCUUGUGCCAAGUACAAUACAGACAAGAGCAUUGUGGACUCAGGAACAUCUAAUCUGCGAUUACCCUCUCAGGUAUUCAAGUUGGUAGUGGCAGAAUUACAGCAGCAAGUUUCAAAAUUGGUGCCACCACUCUCACAGGACUUUUGGUCAGGAAGUGAAGAGGUGUGUUGGUCACAGGAGAACAAGGAAUGGGAUGCUUUUCCAAAUAUAUCGGUUCACUUGGCCCACAACAACAACUCAGCCUUUACCAUAACAAUCCCACCACAGUCAUAUUUGCGUCCUGCUCCAAAUUCUGUCAGUGACACCACAGAUUGCUGGAUGUUGGGCAUUGAUGAGUCACCAGGAGGCACAGUAUUAGGUGCUGUAGUGCUCGAGGGAUUGUGUGUAACAUUUGACCGUGGUCAGAGUGUAAUUGGUUUCUCUGAGUCACGUUGUGGUCCAACCAUUACUCUAGGAGAGAUCUACAACUUGUCAGAUGUGAAGUCAUGUGUAUAUGUGCCAAGUGUAGCAGACGGACUAACACUAGCAUCUUAUGUAAUGGUUGCAUUCCUUGGACUGCUGUCACUGCCUCUAGUACUAGCAGCAUUAAGGUGGACAUUGAGAUCCGUCAUUCAACCACGUUUGAACCGUGAGGUACCAUUCCUUACCUUGGAUGAAACAAACACUUGAAUGUUCACUUGACACUGUGAAUUAAGCCAUAAUUGCAUAAUCAUGGAACUUGUUUCAGUGAGUAUUCAACACACUUAAAGUAUCAGGAACUGCCACUUAUAGUGCUGACAAAUGUUGACCUCAGGCUUGUAUUCAUAAUUUAUUGUGAUUCUUGAUGUAUAAAAAGCUAUAAUUUU